UUCAACACCAUCAAUAGACAAGCAACCCUACACAACAUCAAAUCAAUUUGCCCUCCCCUUUACCAGAUUCUCGUGAACACAUAUAGAGCUCCAGUAAGAUGCAUCAUCUGUGGCGACGGGGAGAUCACCUCUUCGGAAGGUACUACACAGGGGGACCCGCUAGCCAUGGCCAUGUAUGCGCUAGCUGUGAAACCACUGAUUGGGGAAUUGAAGUCGGAUGCCCCCGGAGUGAAGCAAGUCUGGUGCCGGCACCUGUGAUGACCUAAGAAAGUGGUGGGACAGUCUGCAAGUACACGGCGCCAGAUAUGGAUACCAUCCUAACGCUUCCAAAACCCAUAUCGUAGUGAAAACCGAGCACGCAGUGAGGGCCAGGGAGUUG
Molecule: messenger RNA, 379 nt
Organism: Geodia barretti
Lineage: Eukaryota; Metazoa; Porifera; Demospongiae; Tetractinellida; Geodiidae
Source: the annotation of a GenBank genome assembly